Molecule: messenger RNA, 3278 nt
Organism: Sciurus carolinensis (gray squirrel)
Lineage: Eukaryota; Metazoa; Chordata; Mammalia; Rodentia; Sciuridae
Product: dimethylaniline monooxygenase [N-oxide-forming] 3-like
Exons: 9
Coding region: 258-1856 (532 amino acids)
Molecular function (GO): NADP binding; flavin adenine dinucleotide binding; N,N-dimethylaniline monooxygenase activity
Source: RefSeq, a predicted model, not a curated record
GGUGUCACCCUAGCUCGUGUUCACCAUGACUGGCGGGAAUGCAGGGCUGGGAGACCAGAGACAGGCCCUAAGCCCCACACAUCACAGGGCACUGGGGUGUGCUCAUUCUUUAGAGGAUCAAGAAAUCUCUACCUCUUUAAGAACAGCUCCUCCCUUUUCCAAUAACCCCUCCAGAAUCCGAGUCCAGUAGAGCAUUUAAAAUCACCCAGAAGACCAGACAGGACGUAGGCAUACAGAAGAAGACAGAAAAGGCAGCCAUGGGGAAGAAAGUGGCCAUCGUUGGAGCUGGCGUCAGCGGCCUGGCUGCCAUCAGGAGCUGUCUGGAGGAGGGGCUGGAGCCCACCUGCUUUGAGAGGAGCGAUGACGUGGGCGGGCUGUGGAAGUUCUCGGAACACAUGGAAGAGGGCAGGGCUAGCAUCUACCCGUCGGUCUUUGCAAACUCUUCCAAGGAGAUGAUGUGCUUCCCAGACUUUCCAUAUCCCGAGGACUUCCCCGUCUUCAUGCACAACAGCAAGAUCCAGGAGUACCUCAUGGCCUUCGCCAGAGAAAAGGACCUUUUAAGACACAUACAGUUCCAGACACUUGUCUCCAGUAUAAGUAAGCGUCCUGAUUUCUCAAUUACUGGCCAGUGGGAUGUCGAAACUGAAAAGAAUGGUAAAAAAGAGUCAUCUGUCUUCGAUGCCGUUAUGAUUUGUUCUGGACAUCAUGUGUACCCCAACCUACCGAAAGAGUCCUUUCCAGGUCUGAAGCAGUUUCGAGGCGAGUGCUUCCACAGCAGGGAAUACAAGGGGCCCGGCCCGUGGCGGGGGAAGCGCGUCCUGGUGAUCGGCCUGGGGAACUCAGGCUCUGACAUCGCCAUAGAACUCAGCCGCACAGCUGAAAAGGUCGUCAUCAGCUCCAGGAGCGGAUCCUGGGUGCUGAGCCGGGUCUGGGACGACGGCUACCCCUGGGACAUGGUGCUUAUCACCCGGUUUCAGACGUUGCUCAAGCACAGCUUGCCGACAGCCAUCUCCAACUGGUGGUACACGAAGCAGAUGAACUCCAAGUUCAAGCACGAGAACUACGGCCUGAGGCCCUUGAAUGGAACCCUGAGGAAAGAGCCUGUGUUCAAUGACGAUCUCCCCGCCCACAUCCUGUGUGGCACCGUGUCCGUCAAGCCUAAUGUGAAGAAGUUCACAGAGACCUCAGCCAUUUUCGAGGACGGGACGGUGUUUGAGGACAUCGACUGUGUCAUCUUCGCCACAGGCUAUAGUAAUGCCUACCCCUUCCUUGAGGACUCCAUCUUCAAGAGUAGAAACAACGAAGUCACCUUGUACAAAGGCAUCUUCCCCCCUCAGCUCGAGAAAUCCACCUUGGCUGUGAUUGGCCUUGUCCAGUCCCUGGGGGCUGCCAUCCCCACGACUGACCUGCAGGCCCGCUGGGCAAGCCGAGUAGUGAAGGGAACUUGCACUUUGCCUUCUGUGAAAGACAUGAUGAGUGACAUUGAUGAGAAAAUGGGGAAAAAGCUCAAAUGGUUUGGCCAAAGCGAGACCAUACAGACGGACUACAUCAUUUACAUGGAUGAACUGGCCUCCUUUAUUGGGGUGAAGCCCAGCAUCCCGUGGCUGUUCCUCACAGAUCCCAGAUUGGCCACAGAAGUUUUCUUCGGCCCCUGCAGCCCCUACCAAUUCAGGCUGGUGGGCCCAGGGAAGUGGCCAGGAGCCAGGAACGCCAUCCUGACCCAGUGGGACCGGACGCUGAAGCCCACGAGGACACGCACAGUGGGAGAGAUACAGAAGCCUCACGUGCCGGCUCAGCUCUUCAAGUUCCUGGCUCUUCCCGUUCUGCUUCUUGCUCUUUUCCUUGUGUGGAUCUAACCACCAUUCCCACCAGAGUCUCUGAAAGUUACUGACAAAACCCCAGUAGGAACUUUGCUGUUUAAAAUUAAGAUUUCACACAUCCUGUGUUCCUGUUCGGGAUCACUCGCAGCACCUGUGGACACUGGCCAUUGAGCCAGCGUGCUUCCUAAGCUUUCUUAAACAAUCCCUUUCAGAAUCACGUCACGGCCUAAACAGAUCAUUAGCCACUUCUCCUUUGGUUCCACUAACACUUCAUGAUCAGAAUGGGAUUCUUUGCAUCUCACCUAAAUCAUCUCCUGAAACACUUUUUUUUUUUUGGUGGUGCGGGGAACUGCAAAGCAAGCACUCUACCAACUGAGCUAUAUCCCCAGCCCCCUCCUGAAACAUUUUGACACAAUUCCUUUCCUUCUUUAAACAAUGCUUGAAAUAUACGGUUCACAUGGAAGCAAAGAACAAAUCAAGCAGAAUCAUAGUUAUCAUAGGUAUUGCCCGACCACCUCCAUCAUUUGCAGGACCUAGGGGUGGUCUGGGUAUUAUGUUCUAUUUUUAUUUCAUGCAACCAGCUCUGGACAAUACCUCCUGUUUCCUGGUCAAGAAAUAGCAGAGACCUGGCCAAUACAAUAUACUAAGUUACCACAAAGUAGCUCAUUUUAUUCACAUUCUCAACAAGGAAACAAACUCUCCAAAAUGUAGCAACAAAAUAAUAACAGCAAUUACAGUACCACAUACACCCUUUAGUUGAAAGGUUUUUUAAAAACUAUUUUGCCAAAACUGUAACCCAAGUAUAACACAACCCUUAUAAAUUGAACUUCUAGAUAACAUGAUAAUCCUAAGUUUUUAUUUUAAAAAGUGAAACUUGAUACAUUUUAUUAAAAAUUUGAUAAUUAUAAUCUUUAAAGUCUGAUACUAUAUACUGGAUAAAAUAGAUGGUCUACAUCACUGGUUGUCAAAGGGCUCCUCCUCCUCUUCUUCCUCUUGCUACUUCUGUCUUCUUUUUUCUCAUUUUUGCCUAUUUCCUUUCCCUUCUGCUUCAUCAGAGAUGAUGGAAGAGGAGAGUAUCCACUCCGGAGGACUCUUGGAUCUUCUGAGAUGUCCCAGAGGCACUCCCCAAACUGUCUCCCCACAAGUGAGCACCUUCCCCCAGAGGCCAAUACUUGACCAAAUUCAAUUUUACAAGUAAUCGAAUCAAGUCUCUGCUCAGACGUCAACUUCUUCAUCAUCCUAUUAGAAAUGAAAUGCCCUGUGACUCUCUAACCCCCGUCCUUUUGCUUCAUGGCAUCUGACAUGGCCUAUAUUUAUUUAUGAAUCAUCUGUGUAUCCUCAUUGGAAUGUAAACUCUGUAAGACCUUGAAUGUUUUCUCUGUCUCUGAAUCCCUGGUGCCUGGAACAGUACCUGGAAUCUAGUCUCCAGCCAAUAAAUCUCUGCUAGUCUUGCUGAAA